AUUCCAAAAAUAUUUCAUGAUAGAGAUUUUAUUUAUACGUUACGUGAAUUACGUUUUGAAUUAACAACAUCAACAAUGACUGAAAAUGCAAGUGUUACUGGUAUUAAACCAUUAAGUUUAUUACGUGCAUUAGAACAUAAUUUUAAUGGAAUAUCAAAUGAACAAUUUCAAAAAUUAACUGAAAUUUUUUUUAAUUGUGUAAGACAACAAUGUAAAGAUUUUCUUUUACCAUCAAAAAAAGAACAACGUAGUACAUUAAAUAUUCUUAGUGAUUCAUUACAAUUAGAUUCAAUAAGACGUCGAUUAUAUGGUCGUUAUAAAUUAAUUAUUGAUGAAUCUGAAGAUGAAAGUGCAAUUCGACUUUUAUUUCAAACAGGUAUUAUUGAUAGUGAUCCAAAUAAAACAACAAUAUUUCGUAUGUCCGAUUUUCCAGAUGAUAUUAAUAAUGAAAUACGAAAUGUUGAAAUAUUGUCAACAAUUAAAUUAUGUAUGGAAACAGGAAAAACAAUAAUAAUGAUUAAUACUGGUCGUAUACAUGGAUCAUUAUAUGAUGUAUUUAAUCAAAAUUUUUCUAUUAUGGCUACAGGUGAUACACGAAAAAUAUUUUCAAAAGUAGCAAUUGGUCCAAAAACACUGGAUGUACCAGUUAAUGAAGAAUUUCAAUGUUUAGUACAAAUUAAACAUAGUGAAAUGAAAGAAAUUCCGGCACCAUUUCUAAGUAGAUUUCAAAAAUAUUCAUUGAAUAUCAAUGAUUUUUAUCGUAUUCAAUUUGAAAAUUUAUCAAAAACAGAUCAAAUAAUAAUGAAAAACAUUGAAGAUAAAGCACGAACAUUUAUUGAACAUUAUGGUAAACAAUAUUUUUAUGGUUUAAAUGAUAAUACACUUUAUUCUUGUUUACUAUCAUUAAUAAAAAUAAAUGAAAAUAAUAUGGAACAAGAAAAAAAUAAAACUUAUUUAAAUGUACAUCAUCAUUAUACACAAUUAGAACAAAAAUCAAAAUUAAUUAUUGAAGAAAAUCCAACCGAUAUACAACAAUGUUUAUUACGUUCAAUAUUAUCAAAAUUAAUACAACUUGUAUCACCUGAAUCAUUAAUAUUAAAAUUACCAACAUUUGAAGAUAGUAUAGCACGAUGGUUAUGUACAAAUUAUUUUCAAAAUCAAGAACAUUUCAAUAUUGAAAAUUUUAUUCGACAAUUAACAACAAUACCAACAGAUAUGAUAAAUGAAGGUGAUCAACAACAAUUAUCUCAAAAAAUAAAUAUUACAACAAAAGUAACAAUAUUCACGCGAACAUCAUCAUACAUUCUUGGAUUAAAUAAAAAUUCAAAGUAUCAAUUAUUUAAAGAGACUACGGAUAACAAUGAUGAAAUUGAUGUUUUAAAUUUGGUAAGUGAUUUCGAUUACUAUAAACUGACGAGGGAACCGAUUUAA
Molecule: messenger RNA, 1431 nt
Organism: Didymodactylos carnosus
Lineage: Eukaryota; Metazoa; Rotifera; Eurotatoria; Philodinida; Philodinidae
Source: the annotation of a GenBank genome assembly